AUGGCCGAAGAAUCCCAAAUUCAACCCUCCCACUCUCAAGAAGAGCACUUCGACGUUCUCACCGAAGCCGGUGUCAAAACUGGAAUAACCAAACCCAGAGGACAAGUUCAUCGCGAUGGAGACUACCAUCGCGCCGUUCACGUUUGGAUUUUCGCCGAGACCACGCAGCAGUUACUUCUCCAACGCCGCGCUUCUUGCAAAGAUUCGUGGCCUGAUCUUUGGGACAUUUCCAGCGCCGGUCACAUCUCUGCCGGUGAUUCCUCUCUCGUCACUGCUAGGAGGGAGCUGGAAGAAGAGUUAGGUGUAACCCUUCCCAAGGAUGCAUUUGAAUUGAUAUUUGUUUUCCUACAAGAGUGUGUCACAAAUGAUGGAACAUUCUUCAAUAACGAAUAUAAUGAUGUGUUUCUGGUAACUACUAUAAAUCCAAUACCUUUGGAAGCUCUUACACUUCAGGAAACUGAAGUUUCUGCUGUUAAAUAUAUCAAUUAUGACGAGUAUAAAAUGUUGCUGGCCAAAGAGGAUUCAGACUAUGUCCCUUAUGAUGUUCAUGGACAAUAUGGUCAACUAUUUGAUUUAAUUGAGAAGAGGUAUGCUAAUGUUUAA
Vicia faba (fava bean) is the source of this 603-nucleotide messenger RNA. The record is from the annotation of a GenBank genome assembly. Lineage: Eukaryota; Viridiplantae; Streptophyta; Magnoliopsida; Fabales; Fabaceae.